This is a messenger RNA of Pogoniulus pusillus (Red-fronted tinkerbird), 2018 nucleotides long. RefSeq names its product Gfo/Idh/MocA-like oxidoreductase domain containing 2 (gene GFOD2). The record is from RefSeq and is a predicted model, not a curated record. Gene Ontology annotation, molecular function: nucleotide binding. Gene Ontology annotation, biological process: extracellular matrix organization. Bases 449 to 1600 code for a protein of 383 amino acids. The transcript is spliced from 5 exons. Gene Ontology annotation, cellular component: extracellular matrix. Lineage: Eukaryota; Metazoa; Chordata; Aves; Piciformes; Lybiidae.
GCGGCUGCGGCGCCUGCGCGGGGCGCGCCCGGGGGCAGGAUGCGCGGGGAGCCAGGCCAGGCGGGGCGGCGGCGGCAGCCCCCUCCGCCCUUCGGCGGCAGGUGGAGCUGUGCCAGGAGGCUGGGUGGCAGCAGAAGGCUGACUGCACCUCUGAGGUGACCUCCAGCUGCUCAGGGUGCUCCAGGGUGCUUCAUGCAGUCACAGAGCUUGGAAGGGACCUCGAAAGAUCAUCGAGUCCAUCUGCUUGCCAGAGCAGGGUCACCUAGGGCAGGCCACACAGGCCACAUCCAGGACCGGCUCCAUCGGCUCCGUGUCCUUCCCUUCCCGAGGGCUCCAGCGCUGGGCGCAGCACUGCAGGAGCUGCCCGCGGCACGGCCGGCUGAGGAGCCAGGCGCUGCGUGCCAGCCCCGCCCGCAGAGCCUGACGCUGGAGCGGAUGCAGCAGGAAGAUGCUCCCCGGGGUGGGGGUCUUUGGGACUGGCAGCACCGCCCGGGUACUGGUGCCCCUGCUCAGGGCAGAAGGCUUCUCGGUUGAGGCACUCUGGGGGAAGACGGAGGAGGAAGCCAAGCAGCUGGCGGAGGAAAUGGACAUCUCCUUCUACACCAGCCGCAGCGACGACCUCCUGCUGCACCAGGACGUGGAUCUGGUCUGCAUCAGCAUCCCUCCGCCCCUGACGCGCCAGAUCGCCACCAAGGCUCUAGGCAUCGGCAAGAACGUGAUCUGCGAGAAAGCCGCCAGCUCGCUGGACGCCUUCCGCAUGGUGACGGCCGCCAGGUACUACCCGCAGCUGCUGAGCGUGGUGGGCAAUGCGCUGCGGUUCCUGCCCGCCUUCGCCCGCAUGCGCCAGCUGAUCGCCGCCGGCUACGUGGGCGCGGUGCUGGUGUGCGACGCCCGCGUCUGCGGCGCCAGCCUGCUCGGCAGCGCCUACAGCUGGAGCUGCGACGAGCUGAUGGGCGGCGGGGGGCUGCACACCGUCGGCACCUACAUCAUCGACCUGCUCAGCCACCUGGUGGGCGGCAGGGCGCAGAAGGUCCACGGCCUGCUCAAGACCUUCGUCAAGCAGAACGCGGCCAUCGGCGGCAUCCGCCACGUCACCGGCGACGACUUCUGCUUCUUCCAGAUGCUGAUGGGCGGGGGGGUGUGCUGCACCGUCACCCUCAACUUCAACAUGCCCGGCUCCUUCGUGCACGACGUGAUGGUGGUGGGCUCCGACGGGCGCCUGGUGGCCCGCGGCGCCGACCUCUAUGGGCAGAAGAACUCCGCGCCGCAGGAGGAGCUGCUCUUCGCCGACCCCCUGAGCCUGGGCCAGGGGCUGCUGGAGAAGGCCUUCCAGGACAUCCCCCUGCCCUACCUGAAGGGCAUGGCCUACAUGGUGCGCGCCCUGCGGCAGGCGUUCCAGCGGCAGGGCGACCGCCGCGCCUGGGACCGCGCCCCGCUGGCCAUGGCCGCCUCCUUCGAGGACGGCCUCUACAUGCAGAGCGUGGUGGAGGCCAUCAAGAAGUCCAGCAGGUCGGGGGAGUGGGAGGCCGUGCAGGUGAUGAGCGAGGAGCCGGACGCCAGCCAGAGCCUGUGCGAGGCGCUGCAGAGGAACAGCCUCUGAGCCUGCCCGCCCCGAGCCGCCUGCGCUGCGGCGUGCGGGGCAGAGCCUCUCUUGCUCUGGAAGGAACUGCUGGAGAGGGUCUGCAGCGCUGAGUUCUGCGUCUUGGGACUGCUAGGGACUGCUAGGGAAACCUGCCCCUUGUGCUUGCCGCGGGGAGUGGGAGCCCAGCCCUGCUGCACAGGGCACUGCUCCGAGCAGGCAGGCAGCAGAGCAGGCAGGGCAGCGGCAGGGAAUGGCCUCCUCGGAGGGCCUCUCUUGGAGACCUGCUUCAGACCUGCUGCUCGGCAUGGAAAGUUUUCUGGGAGAGCUCAGCGAGGGGGGACAGGCCUGAGGAGGAGCUGAGGGAGGGGACAGGGCUGAGGAGGAGCAGGGAGAGGACAGGGCUGAGGAGGAGCUGGGGGAGAGGACAGGGCUGAGG